AUGCCUACGGUUGCGAAAUUCCUUCAUGUACGAACAUGCUGCAUCCUUUUGUAUGUGGCCUUGCUCCUGGAGCUGAAGAGCAGCGUGGCCAUUCGACAUUCUGAUCUUGAUCCUGAUCUGCCGGAAGCUGGCAACGACUGCUCGAUGACAUGCACAUCGCCGAUGGGUCGCAGUGGCACCUACGAGCUGCGUGGAGAAGCGGCCAGAACCGUGAACAGUGAAGAGCAGUACUUCAUCAGCGGCAGCUGUUCGGCUCCUGGAACCACCGCCAGCAUUGUGCCUUGGAUGGAUGCGCAGGACCCGCUCAACGGCAUCUUUGCGGCGGUGUUUGCAGACCCUGUUCUGAUCAACAAGCUGCGCGCUGCGACCUCAGACCCUCUGAAGCUUUGCGCAGCACGGAAUGCUCAGUGCAUUUGCAAGCUCAGUGGGGAGAAGCCACUUGGAGUGCUGGGACGCAUGGCCGCCAGGCUUCCGCACUCCAGCAAGGCAAGGGCCCUGCAGCUGGCGAUGGGGCGCUGUCCUGAGGGAGUUCCAGAUAUCUUGGUCGGUACCCUGAUGGUGAGCUGUGUGUUGGUGGUUGGAGUCAUGGUUUGGAUGCUGUGGCUGGCCUGGGCCAGGCAGCUGGAACCGCUGAAGCCCGAGCCAGAUGUCCGAGUGCUGGCGGAAGUCAAGACGCCAUUGGGCAAUUUUGUGUCCGGCUUUUCCUGGGCUGCCGGCUUCAUCUUUUCCUUAACCGCAAUGCAAACUGGUGCACUUGCAGUGGUCCGGAAGUCCUGUGACCAGGAGGCCGUGGUGUGGUUUGUCGCCGCCUUCCCCACCGCCCUUGCAUUGGCGGCCACGUUGCACCUCAUGCAUCUCUUUGCGAUGAAGCAGCUUGCCCAUGUCAGCCUGAGCUUGGGAGUAAUCCUGACAGACCUUCCAGAAGGUCACGGUGUGGACGCAUGCCUGGUUUGUGCCAUCUUCGUUUACUUCUUGUACAUCUUGUACCUUGUUAGCACCGACUUCCCCAGUCUUCUUGUCGCCCUUGCGGCGAUGGGCGGCUCUGCGUGGACCGUCCUAAAGGCUGUGAGCGCAGCCCAUGACAUCAAAAAGGGGCUCGACACGGUGGAGGUCACAUCGAUGAAUUUCGCACAGAUACCAGAAAAGCCCACGCCGGUCAAGCUGCCUUGGGGCACAUUACUUGCAAGCAAGGCGGAGGACCUCCCAAAGCUCUUGCGCUCGUCCUCGACUUCCGCAUGGCGCCGGACACGAUUGGGUCUUGUGCAGCAUGGACCCAUGAUAAGAGUCUUGAGCGGGUCUUACUCCGGGUUCCUCGUCCUUCCAGCCUUGGUAACAUUGGUGGCGGCGUCAUGGUGCAUCUCUGCCAUCCACAUGGCAAACUAUGCUUGCUCUGCGGGUGAGCUCACGGAGCUUACGCUUCCCAGCUCGAACUCCCUCACCUUCGCCCCGUGGCAGACGCAUUACGAAGUGAUUACAGACAUCUCGUACCAGCGGCUGGCAAUGGUUGCCUGGGUGCGGCCUUCCACCACACGGCUCCUAUUUUUCACCCCGCCACACCCCGUGCAUCAGACAUCCUUUUCAUCGGCCCACAGCGAGCCGAAGCAACAAUGUCUUCUUGUUGAGGAAAACCACAGUACUGCAGUGGAGGAGGUUAACUUGGCUGGCAGCCAAGUCCCGCGCGUGGCCAUUGUCAGUGUCCAAGGCCUUCGGCCUUCACUUCCUCCAACGAAUUACACGGUGCGGUUCACCCCGGCCACGACGCUGCCUGCGGUCCUUUGGCUCAGCACUGAGGGCUUCCAGAGGACCAUCGCGUGGUCUACACUGCAUGGCUCGGUCUUCAGUGUUCCAGAAGGUGUACAAAACCUUACAGUGGAGGUGGGUGUGGCGGACUUCGUUUUGGGGCUUCCGCAGUCAGAGCACAAGUUGUUUGGCUGCAGCCCUGAGACUGCCAAAUUUUGGACGUCGUUUCAUUGGCUUGCUAAUGCCACAGAAGAUCUUUGUGCCCACGACUGCGCGCUGAACUUGGAGUGCUUUCAGUCUUAUGCUGGAGCCAGCGGCUGCUUCAGAAUAGUGGGCGAAAGAGAUUGCUGGGAGGCCAGCGACAUCGGCGAAUUCAACACAACCCAAGGCCCAAGCCUCGGCACAGUACUGCUCGCGAGACAUGACCGGCGUUUGCAGGGCUGGCUCGACGGCUGUGUGCUGGAUGAGGAAAACAAAUCGGCGAUGUGUAGUCAUGCCGUGGACAUGGAGAGAAGCAGGCUUUCCUUCGGGAUGGUUCGACCAGACUGGUCUGCAGACACUGCUACACUUCGCUUCUCCCUGCAUCUGCAGAUUGGAGAGGAGCAUUUCGAGGCACAGAUCACACCAAUUACACUACACCGGGGACCUCCCCUACCAACCGAGUUCCUCACAAUGCUUGUGGGGGAGAUGGCAGGGAGAGGCAGCAGAACCGUCAUCCUGAACUCCCAGAACUCCGUGGACACAGAAGGCAAGCUCAGCGUCGUGAUCUCCGAGUAUGAUCCGGUGGACUUCAAGAAGUUGCGCCUGCUGGUCAUGCCCGUGCUGCCCGAUCCUGCUUUUCGAGCGAACUGGUCGGACUGGCGUUCGCCCAGCAUAGAUGACAUGAAGCUUCUACAGCAGCACCAUCGUUGUCGAGAAAGCAGCUUUCUGAGAUCCCGCUACGAGAUCUGCGGGGCACUAGGCGGUGUCACCCACGGAAAACCCUUGAGGGACAAGCCGCUGGUCAUCGGAAUCGACCCUCUCAGGGGUCGCCCUGAGGUGUCACCGACCUUUACUGUCGUCUUACGCAAGGGUCAUGCAGGCCAGUCAGGCUGGUCAGGUUAUGUUGUGACGCGGGAGCACGGCGUGGCUCUGGCCUUCGAAGGCGUUGACAGUCCGGUCGCGUGGGCGGCUAGGCGCCACGGCUGCUCACUGCUCGAUCCCAGCAUUGGCACUGAAGGGGCCAUCCUUGCCUCAGCAGAUGCCACUUGCGAGCUACUGCCCGGUUGUGCAGAUCAUCUGUGCGAGAAAGUGCGUAAGGAAAGCUUAGGCGGUGGAAAAACUUACGAUCGUUUAACCAAUCAAAAAAAGAACCCGCCAGCAUUGGUGUCUCCCGAGAAGACGGUGACGCUCCUGACAUGCCUGUCAAUUUAUGCCCCCUCAUGCAGCCAGAGCAUCCGAGAGCACCAAUGGUAUUGCACUCAACAAGCCGUUCAUCUCGAAGAUUUUGGCAUGAGGAUUCCAUUUGCAUCUCUGCUAGAAGCAGCCGAGUUCGGCGAACAUGGCCAGGGUUUGAUGCAGGCGAUCCGUCAGAAUCUCACUGUGGAGGAUGGUUGGAUCUUCGACAGAGGCGCUGCAAAAGAGCUUUGGCAGCUGCCCGAGGUCUCCAGCGACCUGCUGGCCACAGUUGCAGCCCUGAGCAAGGACCUUCCAAAGUUUCUGGCACGGGCGUUGAUGCAGAGCCCUUCGGCCAAGAUGCCGCCCGUCACGCCGAAGAUCCAGGCAGCUUUCGCCAACCUCCAGAGCCUGGAGCUGCAGCUCGAAGAUGCGGCGCAGCUGCGCCGCAUCAGCGCCCUGGCAAGCCUAGCUCCCCAGCUCAAAUCGCUGGAGAUUGCCUGCGACCUGUGCCCGUCGAUGGGCAAGGUGCCCUCCCUAGAAGACCUGCGAGGACUCUCGCAGCUCAGCGAGCUGCGCGAGUUUGCUCUCCACUACUUCCAAGUCCCCACACUCCCACCCCACCUUUUCCAAGACCUCGGGAAGCUGGUUGCAUUGCAUCUGGCUUCAAACCAACUCCAAAGCCUUCCGCCCGAAGUCUUCCGGGGCCUCGGAAAGCUGAAGUGGUUGGAUUUACGAUCCAAUCAACUCCAAAGCCUCGCGUCCGAAGUCUUCCAGGGUCUGGGGGAGCUGGUGAGGUUGGAAUUGAACUCCAACCAACUCCAAAGCCUUCCGUCGGAAGUCUUCCAUGGUCUAGGGGAGCUGAUGAAGUUGGAUUUAAGCUCCAACCAACUCCAGAGCCUUGCGCCCGAAGUCUUCCACGGCCUCGGGAAGCUGCAGGAGCUGUCUUUAAGCUCCAACCAACUCCCGAGGCAGCCCACGGAGCUCUGCAGCCGGAUCAGAUGCGCUUGA
Molecule: messenger RNA, 4125 nt
Organism: Symbiodinium sp. CCMP2592
Lineage: Eukaryota; Dinophyceae; Suessiales; Symbiodiniaceae
Source: the annotation of a GenBank genome assembly